UAUAACUUUCUGUAUCAUGAUAUAAUCUCUGAAAAUAAUGUAUCCGAAAUCAGAAGGAACCAGGAGGAGGUGAAGGCGGCAUUAUGGAAUUUAUAAAAGAUCUGGCUGCUUCUCUGAGACGAGCCAGAACCGUGGAACUACCACAAGAUGAGACUUCUGCCUUUUACAUGUUGAUGUCCAUGGUAAUUGCCAAUCAGUACAGAUCAGUAUCAGAUUUGCUUGGUGAUUCUAAAUACGAUGUGAAUUACCACCAUGGAAGAGCCAACAGGAAUCUUCUACACAUAGCAGCCAAUUGUGGGUCAUAUGAGUGUUUACACCUAUUACUGAAGAGAGGUGCUGAUGUCAACCACAAGGACAUGUCUGGAUGCACUGCCCUUCAUCUAGCUGCCAGGAACGGCCAGAGAAAAUGUAUCAUGAAACUACUUGAGUACAAAGCAGAUGUUAACAUUCGGAACAAUGAAGGCCUAACCACAAUCCACUGGCUAGCUGUCAAUGGAAGGACUGAACUCCUGCAUGAUAUCUUCACCUAUGUCAAAGAUGUGGAUGUAGAGGAUGCACAAGGUCAGACAGCUUUACAUGUUGCCUGUCAAAAUGGACACAAAUCUACUGUAUUGUGCCUACUGGACCAUGGGGCUGACGUCAACAGACCAAACCACUACGGAUGGAUGCCAUUACACUUCGCAUGCAGUCAUGGGCAACACGACACAGCUAACAUCUUAUUGAAUAAAGGGGCAAAGUUUGUCCCCAAUAGAAGCAACAAGACCCCCAUGGAUCUUAGUGUAGAGGGUGGCUACAGUGAAACCUGUUGCACACUGCUACAACAUAUGCCCAAGUUGUUUGAUCAGCUGAUCAGUAUGGUGAGAAAGGAGACACUCAAAGAAACAUUGUAUACAAAGGUCUUGUUGUACCUGAUAGACAAAAACAGUAAUAUGGCUAAUAAGGUGUUGAUCCAGCUGUCAGAGGAAGCCUCUAACAUAGGACACAAUCUCCUCAGUGUAUCCAGCAAUGUGGAGACCCAGGUGUCAAGUCUGUUACGAUGUGUGAAAACCCUGUGUACGCUGUACAGGUCCAUGUCCAGUUCCUCCAACUCAUCUCAAACAUCUGCUAUCAAUGGAGUUGCACCCAUGUCACCUAAAACUACUCAAAUCUUCAAGCCACUGGAGAUGCUCUGGCAACUACUGGAUGACUGGCUCAAUCUUCUCAAGAUGGAAUUUGAAAGAAAUCCAGAAAAUUUCAAAAAAGAAAUAUCCUUUGGAAAUUUGAAUUCUCUUGCCAGAGAUUGCCCUGGUGAUUUGUAUGUUGCAGACCCAGUUGAUUCCAUAAAGGAAACAAAGAAAGUAAAUGAAGUGUCAGUGGAGAAAGUAGGCACAGAGAAAAGCACAGAUGUAAAAACAGAGGAGAAAGAAGAACCAAAAAGUAUGGGAGCUAGUGUUGAAUGGGAGAUAACUCCAACCGAAGGGGAGACAACCCAUCACAAGGUGGUAGCUGCCAAGUUCACUCUGGCUGAUAUGGAAGAGCAGCUUUUAAAACGCCUAAGCCUUGAGCAGGCAGACCAAGAUGUGGUGGGAGUUACCCUGCCAAGGAUAUGUGGCGUAGUCCAGGCUUUCUACAUGUGCUGCUCAUGUCAAAUACAACAGCAGAUGACGUCACCAAGGUUUAUAGAAUUUGUUUGGCGCCAUAACCAUGUAUUGAAGGCUUUAGUAAUCAGAAAUCCUAAAGUGAUAUUUGACCACUUCCACUUCCUGCUGGAGUGUCCUGAGUUGAUGUCCCAGUUUCUGUACAUAAUCAAAUCACAGCCAUUUGAGACAAGAAGGCGAUGGUUUUACGAGAAUUUAGGCACUACACCUGAUGAGAACGGACUGAUACAUUCCACACUUAACCAGGAGGACAUACUGGUGGUGGACAGAGGUCGGUUGUUCCACAGUAGCUGUGAGAGAAUGAUGGAGAUGCCUCCAGACAAGUUGAAGAAAGCAUUCUCCAUGAAGUUUAAUGGGGAGGAAGGAGUGGGCCGAGGAGUGGUGAGAGAAUGGUUUGAUAUUCUGUCUAAGGAAAUCCUCAACCCCGAUUACGCACUGUUCACACAGUCUGCUGAUGGUUGUACAUUCCAGCCCAACAGCAACUCGGCCAUCAACCCAGACCAUCUCAACUACUUCCAAUUUGCCGGACAUAUUCUGGGACUGGCUCUCUAUCACCAGCAUCUCCUUAGUAUCUACUUCACUCGGUCGUUCUACAAACAUAUCCUAGGUAUUCCUGUAAACUAUGAAGAUGUUGCUUCGAUUGAUCCUGAAUAUGCAAAAAAUCUUCAGUGGAUACUGGAUCACAACAUCAGUAACCUUGGCCUUGACCUCACUUUCUCUGUGGAAACUGAUGUGUUUGGGAAAAUGCAGGAAGUAGCAUUGAAACCUGGUGGUGCUAUGAUUCCAGUUACAGAGGAAAACAAGCAAGAGUACGUCCAGCUGGUAACAGAACUGAGGAUGACGCGAGCGAUACAGCCACAGAUAGAGAGCUUCCUGUCUGGCUUUCACGCCUUCAUACCACAGUCACUUGUUCAGAUGUUUGACGAGUAUGAACUGGAGCUGAUGUUGUCUGGAUUACCGGAGAUUUGUGUUGAUGACUGGAAGGCAAACACAGACUACAACGGUUACUGUGAGGCAUCGGAUAUUAUAAAGUGGUUCUGGGAGAUACUUGAGGAUUCCAAUGAGCAUGAACGAGUACAGCUGUUACAGUUUGUGACGGGCAGUUCCCGAGUACCAUAUGGAGGGUUUUCCAAGCUGGCAGGAGGAGGGGGAGCACAGAAAUUCACCAUUAGCAGUACUCCAUACACAUACCAGAUUCUCCCCACAGCCAGCACAUGUAUCAAUUUGCUCAAAUUACCGGAAUAUCCAAGUAAAGAGGAGCUUCAGGAGAGGAUCAGAAUAGCGUCUGCUUGUGGAAGUCAAGGCUAUACAACAGCUUGAUCAGUGAGACUCAAGGGCAUACCACAGCUUGAUCGGUGAUAGUCAAGGGCAUACCACAGCUUGAUCAGUGAUAGUCAAGGGCAUACCACAGAGUGAUCAGUGAUAGUCAAGGGCAUACCACAGCUUGAUCAGUGAUAGUCAAGGGCAUACCACAGUUUGAUCGGUGAUAGUCAAGGGCAUACCACAGUUUGAUCGGUGAUAGUCAAGGGCAUACCACAGCUUGAUCGGUGAUAGUCAAGGGCAUACCACAGCUUAAUCAGUGAUAGUCAAGGGCAUACCACAGUUUGAUCAGUGAUAGUCAAGGGCAUACCACAGUUUGAUCGGUGAUAGUCAAGGGCAUACCACAGUUUGAUCAGUGAUAGUCAAGGGCAUACCACAGCUUGAUCGGUGAUAGUCAAGGGCAUACCACAGCUUGAUCGGUGAUAGUCAAGGGCAUACCACAGCUUGAUCGGUGAUAGUCAAGGGCAUACCACAGCUUGAUCAGUGAUAGUCAAGGGCAUACCACAGCUUGAUCAGUGAUAGUCAAGGGCAUACCACAGUUUGAUCAGUGAUAGUCAAGGGCAUACCACAGUUUGAUCAGUGAUAGUCAAGGACAUACCACAGAGUGAUCAGUGAUAGUCAAGGACAUACCACAGAGUGAUCAGUGAUAGUCAAGGGCAUACCACAGCUUGAUCAGUGAUAGUCAAGGACAUACCACAGAGUGAUCAGUGAUAGUCAAGGACAUACCACAGCUUGAUCAGUGAUAGUCAAGGACAUACCACAGAGUGAUCAGUGAUAGUCAAGGACAUACCACAGCUUGAUCAGUGAUAUUCAAGGGCAUACCACAGCUUGAUCAGUGAUAGUCAAGGGCAUACCACAGUUUGAUCAGUGAUAGUCAAGGGCAUACCACAGUUUGAUCAGUGAUAGUCAAGGACAUACCACAGCUUGAUCAGUGAUAGUCAAGGGCAUACCACAGUUUGAUCAGUGAUAGUCAAGGACAUACUACAGAGUGAUCAGUGAUAUUCUGGUACACCAGAUUGUACUGGUAAAAUGUAGAACUCUGCUUCCAUACAGAAAUAUGUUGUGGUGCACCACAUGGAACAUCUACCUGUGCUAAUCAGGGACAGGAAGUAACUAACAGUAAAACAGACUAAGGUUAAGGGUUCUCCUUAAUAGACAAUGGUUCACCAUGGUAGAUAAUGGUUUAUCAUGGUAGAUAAUGGUUUAUCAUGACAGAUAAUGGUUCACCAUGAUAUAUAAUGCUUCACAUAACAGAUAAUGCUUUACCAUGAUAGAUAAUGCUUCUCCAUGGUAGAUAAUGCUUCACCAUGAUAGAUAAUGCUUCACCAUGAUAUAUAAUGCUUCACCAUGAUAGAUAAUGCUUCACCAUGAUAGAUAAUGCUUCACCAUGGUAGAUAAUGAUUCACCAUGAUAAAUAAUGCUUCACCAUGGUAGAUAAUGAUU
Molecule: messenger RNA, 4400 nt
Organism: Pecten maximus
Lineage: Eukaryota; Metazoa; Mollusca; Bivalvia; Pectinida; Pectinidae
Product: E3 ubiquitin-protein ligase HACE1-like
Exons: 26
Coding region: 84-2957 (957 amino acids)
Biological process (GO): positive regulation of protein catabolic process; protein polyubiquitination; proteasome-mediated ubiquitin-dependent protein catabolic process
Cellular component (GO): nucleus
Molecular function (GO): protein binding; ubiquitin-protein transferase activity
Source: RefSeq, a predicted model, not a curated record